AUGAUCCUUCCAAUUGCACUCAACAACCAGAAGACACUGCAUCCACUUGAAAUGACACCAACCAAACUCAAGGGCCACAAAAUGUCACAUCAUAUCAAUUCUCCCAAUCAAACUCAAGAACCAAAAAAUCCCUCAUCUACUCGCAAUGAUUCUUCUGACCAAAGGCAGGGACCAGGAAGCAUCACAGCCGCGCUAAAUGACCCCCCCAACCAAACUCAAAUGCUGAAAGGCCCCCCAUCCACUGGUCAUUAUUUGAGCUCUCCAUCUGGUCAAGAUGAUUAUAUCGCAGGAACACUUCUUACUCUCAUGUCAAAAUUUUUUAGCCACAUGACAAACAUGCUCCAGGAAAAUCUGGCUCAGAACCAAGCAGAUCUUAAACAGCUGAUGAACAACAUUAGAAUUCAAGGGACCUCCUCAUCCUGGAAAUGCACAGACUCACGCGGCCACAAAAUUCCCUUCAAAGAAGACCAAGCAUAUUGA
Messenger RNA from Serpula lacrymans var. lacrymans S7.9, 480 nucleotides. RefSeq lists its product as uncharacterized. Bases 1 to 480 code for a protein of 159 amino acids. Lineage: Eukaryota; Fungi; Basidiomycota; Agaricomycetes; Boletales; Serpulaceae. The transcript has a single exon. The record is from RefSeq and is a predicted model, not a curated record.